GACGUUGAUCCAUCAGUUGUGCGCCAACAGAAGGGUGCUUUCGGAGAAAUUUUGAAAGCAAUGCAAACAAAAUAUACUCCGACUCAGGAGAGAAAAGGGUGGAGUAUAUGUUGUCGAGGUGGACGAGUGCACUCACUCAAGCUGCUAAUUUGUCUGGUUGGGAUGUCACCAAUUGCAGGAGUGAAGCUGAACUAGUGCAGCAAAUUGUUGAGGAUCUUUUGGCAAAACUAGACAACGCAUCCUUGUCUAUUAUCGAAUUUCCAGUUGGAUUGGAAUCUCGCAUGCACAAAGUUAUUGAAUUUAUUGCAACUCAGCCAAGCAAAGUUUGUAUGAUAGGGAUAUGGGGAAUGGGCAGGUCGGGUAAAACAACCACAGCCAAAGCCAUCUAUAAUCAAAUUCAUCGCAAAUUUUUGAAUAGAAGUUUCAUUGAAAACGUUAGAGAAGUAUGUGAAAAGGAAAAUAGAGGGACUAUUCAUUUACAACAACAACUUCUUUCAGAUAUCCUGAACACAAAGAAUAAGAUACAUAGCCCUGCAUUGGGGACAACUAAGAUUGAGAAAAGAUUUCAAGGGAAAAAGUUACUAGUUGUUCUUGAUGAUGUGACCACAGUGGAACAGUUAAAAGCGUUAUGUGGAAAUCCUAGAUUAUUUGGUCCGGGAAGUGUCUUUAUUGUUACAACUAGAGAUGCUCGCCUGCUCAAUUUAGUUAAGGUUGACUAUGUCUGUACAAUGAAGGAAAUGGAAGAAAAAGACCCCCUUGAGCUUUUCAGUUGGCAUGCUUUUCGACAACCUAGUCCGAUAAAAAACUUCAGUGAACUCUCAAGGACCGUAGUUGCCUAUUGUGGAGGAUUACCACUGGCUCUUGAAGUCAUCGGUUCUUACUUAUACGGGAGGACAAAACAAGAAUGGGAAAGUGUACUCUUGAAAUUAGAGAGAAUUCCCAAUGAUCAAGUGCAAGAGAAACUGAGAAUAAGCUAUGACGGUUUAAAGGAUGAUAUGGCAAAGGAUAUAUUUCUUGAUAUAUGUUGUUUCUUUAUCGGCAAGGAUAGAGCCUAUGUUACUGAGAUACUAAAUGGUUGUGGACUUUAUGCUGACAUUGGAAUAACGGUCCUCGUAGAGCGGAGCCUUGUGAAAAUUGAAAAGAAUAACAAGCUUGGAAUGCAUGAUUUGCUUAGAGACAUGGGAAGAGAAAUUGUUCGCCAAAGUUCAGCAAAAAAUCCAGGGAAGCGCAGUCGAUUAUGGUUUCACGAGGAUGUACAUGAUGUUUUGACAAAAAAUACGGGAACAAUAAAUGUUGAGGGGUUGUUUUUUAAGUUUGCCAAGAACCGGCAGAGUUCGCUUCUGUACUGAUUCUUUCAUGGAAAUGAAACAACUGAAACAACUGAAACUUUUACAACUUGAUUGUGUUGACCUCGCUGGAGAUUAUGGGUGUAUUUCCAAACAACUGAGAUGGGUCAGUGUGCAAGGAUUUACCUUAAACUGUAUACCAGAUGACUUUUAUCAGGAAAACCUUGUUGCUUUAGACUUAAAACACAGCAAAAUUAAACAAGUUUGGAAUGAAACCAUGGUACAAUACCCUCGUUUUCUUUUGAAACAAGUAGUAAUUGUUGCCACCACUUGACUUUCCAUUUUUUCUCUAUUUUUUAUUUUAAACGUUUAUCUUCUUGCAGUUUCUGGAGAAGCUAAAAAUUCUUAAUCUCAGUCAUUCUAGGUACUUGAAACACACCCCUGACUUUUCAAAAUUACCAAAUCUAGAAAAGCUUAUUAUGAAAGAUUGUCCAAGUUUGUCCGAGGUGCAUCAGUCCAUUGGAGAUCUCAAGAAUGUUCUACUAAUAAAUUUGAAGGACUGUACAAGUCUUAGCAAUCUCCCAAGGAAUAUCUAUCAGUUGAAAUCAUUGAAAACUCUCAUCCUUUCUGGUUGUUCAAAGAUUGCCUAGUUGGAAGAAGACAUAAUGCAGAUGAAAUCCUUGACAACACUGAUCGCAAAUGAUACAGCUGUAAAAGAAGUGCCCUGUUUAUUAGUAAGAUCAAAAAGCAUUGGAUACUUAUCCCUAUGUAGAUAUGAAGGGUUAUCCUGUGAUGUUUUUCCUUCUCUUAUUUGGUCUUGGAUGUCACCAACCUUGAAUUCCCUACCCCGCACUUCCCCGUUUGGAAACAUUUCAUUGUCUCUAUCUUCCACCGAUAUACAUAAUAAUAACUUGGGCUUUCUAUCACCAAUGAUUCGUAGCCUUUCAAAACUUAGAACUGUUUGGGUACAAUGUCGGUCAAAAGUUCAACUAACUCAAGAACUACUAAGAAUUCUUAAUCAAUGUGAUGUAAAUUUUGACGAAUCAGAAACAUCACAUUCAUCAGAAAUCUCAAAUCUUUCCUUGAGAUCACUUUUGAUUGGAAUGGGAAGUUGUCACAUAAUCAUUGAUACUCGUGGCAAGAGCAUAUCCCAGGUUCUUUCUCUAUCCUCUUGGCUUUCCUAGCUAACCUUUAUCUAUAUAUAAGCGCCUCAUAAUGUAACAUUGACACAUCAUUGGUUCUCUUCGCUUCUCAAUAGUUGUCUUUUCAACAUUAUAGAUUAAGUGUCAGCUUAUAUAGCAUUAUUUUAGUGUUAUAGUAUAUAACUACUAUUGCACAAGAACUAGGUUGCUAGACUAUUCUGUACAACUCGUGAAUAUUGAAACUGUCAAUAUAUGUUGUUCCUCAAGUCUCACAGGGACUAACAACCAAUGGUUCGAGUGAUUUUUUCAUUCCGGGUGGCAAUUAUCCUUCUUGGUUAGCCUAUACUGGUGAAGGACCUUCGGCACUAUUUCAAGUUCCUAGGGAUAUCGAUCGUCACAUGAAGGGAAUAAUCUUAUGUGUUGUUUAUUCAUCAACAUCUGAAAACAUGGGACCUGAAUGUCUUACUGGUGUCUUGAUCAUUAAUUACACAAAGUGCACCAUCCAGAUAUACAAGCGAGACGCAGUAAUGUCCUUUAAUGAUGAAGAUUGGAAGAAUGUAACAUCAAAUCUAGGACCUGGUGAUGAUGUAGAGAUUUUUGUAUCUUUUGGGAAUAGAUUGAUUGUUAAAAAGACUCUUGUUUUAUGUACAUAAAGAAAAGGAGAGUUCAUGUGCUUA
Medicago truncatula (barrel medic) is the source of this 3105-nucleotide messenger RNA. Its product is annotated as disease resistance protein RUN1. The record is from RefSeq and is a predicted model, not a curated record. Gene Ontology annotation, biological process: defense response. Bases 108 to 1349 code for a protein of 413 amino acids. NCBI's taxonomy places the organism in Eukaryota, Viridiplantae, Streptophyta, Magnoliopsida, Fabales, Fabaceae. Gene Ontology annotation, molecular function: ADP binding. The transcript has 3 exons.